Molecule: messenger RNA, 1362 nt
Organism: Mesorhabditis spiculigera
Lineage: Eukaryota; Metazoa; Nematoda; Chromadorea; Rhabditida; Rhabditidae
Source: the annotation of a GenBank genome assembly
AUGAGUGUACCGCUGGAGAGGAUCGCCGACGCGCACCUCGCUCUUGAAUCGGCAUCCGUUAUGGGCAAGGUACUCGUCGCUUUGAUUUCAUCGCAAGGGACGCCCAUGAAGCGCUUUAUCCAAAGUGAACACCGAGGUCAAGGUACCUUACUUCCCGAGAGCCUCGACGACUACGUCAGCGAUACCAACCCGGUGCGCGUAGUUGACGUUUUUGUCGAUGAACUCGACCUGGCCUCCUUGGGUUUUGAGGGCGUUAUCCCAGCCGAAACAGGCCGGCCUGCCUACCACCCAGCGAUCCUGCUGAAGAUCUACAUCUACGGUUACCUAAACCGCAUCCAGUCGAGCCGACGUCUUGAACGAGAAGCCCAGCGCAACAUCGAACUGAUGUGGCUGACCGGGCGUUUGAUGCCCGAUUUCAAGACCAUCGCCAACUUCCGAAAAGACAACAGCAAGGCCAUCCGCGGCGUCUGCCGCCAGUUCGUGUUGCUCUGCCAGCAGUUGGGAUUAUUUGGAGAACAUCUGGUUGCCAUCGACGGCAGCAAAUUCAAGGCCGUGAACAACCGUGACCGCAAUUUCACCAGCGCCAAGCUGCAACGGCGAAUGGAAGAAAUUGAAUCGAGUAUCAACCGUUACUUGGCGGCACUCGAUGUUGCUGAUCGGCAAGAACCCUACAGCUACCGCGCCAGACAGUGCCAGCGGUUGGAAGAGAAAAUCGCCAAGCUCAAAACUCAAAUGAAGGAGCUUCAGGCGAUCGAAAUCCAGCUCAACGAUUCGCCGGAUAAACAGAUCUCACUGACCGACCCAGACGCCCGCUCCAUGAAGACGCGCGGCACGGGAAUCGUCGGCUACAACGUGCAGACAGCGGUCGAUACGCAGCACCAUUUGAUCGUUGCGCAUGAGGUUUCCAACGUCGGUUCCGACCGCGACCAACUCAGUUCAAUGGCCAAGCAGGCCCGCGAGGCCAUAGGCGUCAGAAACGCUGUCGAGGCGCUGAUCUGGCACUAUUCCUACAUUGAAAAAGGCCUGAAGUUGCAUCGUUACUGGAGUUCGAAAUGCCAGGGCUGCGCGUUGAAAUUGCAGUGCACACCGAGCACGGAACGACGAGUUCGGCGAUGGGAACAUGAAGCCGUACUGGAGCAAAUGCAGAAUCGGCUGAGCAACGCGCCGGAGAUGAUGCGAGUCCGAAAACGGACUGUUGAGCAUCCCUUCGGGACGCUCAAGCAAUGGAUGGGUGCGACGCACUUUCUGACCCGAAAGCUUAACGGGGUAAGCGCCGAGAUGAGCUUGAAUGUGCUCGCCUACAACCUGAAACGGGUCAUGAAAAUCAUCGGCACCACUGGCUUGAUGAAAGCGUUAACGGCG